Lingula anatina is the source of this 2633-nucleotide messenger RNA. RefSeq lists its product as uncharacterized. The record is from RefSeq and is a predicted model, not a curated record. NCBI's taxonomy places the organism in Eukaryota, Metazoa, Brachiopoda, Lingulata, Lingulida, Lingulidae.
ACUAUGCAGCAGGUUCGUGGGAUUUCUGGAAAAGCUCCUCAGAGCUCGAUGGAAGAAGAGGCUUCUCUUGGUUCUCCUGACUUGCGACCAGAUAAUUCAUGUUGGUGGUCUUCAGUGUGGGGUUGGUCAGACAGAGGUUAUACCACACGACAGCAUUCAACCAGUAUGCUGUAUGGACAUAACUUGUCUACCAGGGACCCAAGCCGAACCCUGCAAUGCAGGUGACCCAUCAUCUUCCAGCUGUAUCCCCUGUCCUGAAGGCCAAUAUCAGACCCGGCAAACUACCCUUAGUGACCGCUUAACUUGUUCUGUGAACUUGAAUUGUACGCAGAGCCACAGGGAAUAUGUCACUAGAGGAAGCUCUACCACUGAGUCAGUAUGCGGGACAUGCCUGGUGGGAUAUAAAGAAACUGCUAUCGGAACAUGCAUCAAAAACAUGUGCCCUAUUGGACAGGAACCUAAAGGAAAUGGUUGCCAGUGGUGUGGUACGGGUAAUUUUUCAGCUGAAGAAGAUAAUAAACCAUGCAAAAGAAGAACAAUCUGCAACUGCACAUUGAUGGAGGGCAAUGCAACCAUGGAUAACAGAUGCAGUCUAGAUGUUUCUCUCUGCAAUGAUGCUUAUGUCACUGCGGGUGCACCCACCGAAUUAUCUUCUGUGGAUAGGGAUUUGAUAGUGGCCCUAGUGGUUGUUGGGGUAACUGUUAUAGUUAUUGUAGGAGCUGCACUGCUUUUGGUGUUUUUGGUCAAAAAGGGAUAUGUCACAUGCCCCUGUGAGAUAAGAAGACCUAAGAUUAAUCCCAAUGACCAAAUAGACAUUGAAGAUGCCAGACAAUCAGAUGAUGUUGUAGAUGAUGUUGGGCCCACCUCAGAGAUUCCACGUGCGAACUCUUCAGACUCACUGGCCAGCAGUACUGACAGUGUCAAUGGCAAAGCGCCCAUCCCAGUGAGUGACCAGUCCCAAGGACCCCACCCCAGCAUGACCAGUGACCAAUCCAAGCAGGACGGGUACGAGUCCCAGCCAUCCUUAGCCAACAAUGAGAACCCGCACUCGCAGACUCUACACAAAGAUCUUACCAGCAUCAACAGUGCACGAGCCUCUACUUCGAGAACAGAGGAUGUUGGGCCAAUUGAAAGCAUGAGCCUGACCAUCAUUCAAUCCAGGCAGGAAAGCUAUGACUCCGAGGCCCAGCCAUUCUUUACCAAUGAUGAGGACCCGGACUCACAGACUGUACACAGAGAUCUUGCCAGCAUCAACAGUGCACCAAGCUCUACUACGAGAACAGAGGAUGUUCGGCCAAAUGGAAGCAUGAACAUGACCAUCAACCAAUCCAGGCAGGAAAGCUACGAGUCUGAGUCCCAGCCAUUCUCAGCCGACAAUAUGGACCUGAAUUCACAGACUCCACGAAAAGAUCUCGCCAGCAUCAACACUGCACCUGCCUCUACUGGGAGAAAAGAGGCUUUUCAACCAAAUGGAAGCAUACCGGUUAACGAGAAUGCCAGUUUUAACAGACAGCAUCCAGAGAAUGAUUUCAGUACCACCUGUGAAGGGGAACAGCCUUCCUCUACAAGAGUGGAGCUUGAACCAGUGAAUGCAUACACCAGUGUGCGCUUAGACAGCUUUAAAUGAAGAUCAAUAUUUAUGAUAAUCAAGAUAUAAGAUGCCCCUCCCACUCACCACCCCCUAUCCUCCUUUAGCUUCGGGAUGUCCUUUUUUAUCAUUAUUUGUAUUAAGAGUUUGUCUUAAAGGUAUGGUAUCCAUGUUCUGCAAUUUCCCAAAGGCAUAAUUUAGACGUCUGCAUAUCCUGUGGAGGAACAUACUUAUCGUUGCCAAUUCAUACUUAAAAAUGAUAAAAUCACUCAUUCACAUUACAAAUAAACUACCUGAUCUAAAUAAAUGGCCAGACAUAUAGAACAAAUUGUUUAAGCAUUUAAAAUGGUAUAAAAUAUUCAAUUGGAGGGAAGUGCAAUGAAUCAGGGCUAGGAGAAAAUUGCUUCUAUUUUGAGAAUUUAAUGUUGCAGAAUCUAGGGUAGGAUGCUUAUAAUUAAAGAUGAUAAAAUUGCUAAUAUAUCUGUGUUGGCCUAGGAAUUCCUCAGGAAAAAUGAUUAGGCCAGCGUAAUCCCUUUGAAUGUGAAUGAAGAUUAGCAAAUCAGGACUUUUUUUAUUUACACAUGAUUGUCAGGCAGUAUUAAUGGCCAGUUUUAAACAAGAAUGAAAGAAUGACAUUGAAUAUUCUGAGUCAGUUUGAGCUAAGACAGAUCAGUAUUGCUCCACAGAUACCACUCCACUGAAGCAAAUGGAUCUGUUUUAAGAAAGAAACAAAAUGUCAAAAUUACCAGAACAAAAAUCUACUUCAUUUUAGAUGAUAUAAUUAUCCUGUUUACUUUGAUUUAUCUUUAUUAUAUAGUGAGAAGUUUUUAUAACCUCGGUGUGAUGGUGAUGAAAAUAUUGUAUUACGUGUAAAGUGAAAGCAUUAUUUAAUGUGUAUGUCAGUGACAGAGCUUAGUUAUAUAAUUUUUAAACAGUGUGGCAGUGUAGUCUCAAACCUGGAUGACAACUAGAACUCAAUACCCAGACCCUAUCAUACUAAUUGUGCAUUGAUCUAUCUCCGAGGGAAUUAUUGCUAAAUUGCAAU